CUUGUUCAGGUCGAUCGGUGGAGGAGGUGGUCUGGAAAAUGGCUGACGGAGUUGAUCACAUCGACAUCUACGCCGAUGUUGAAGAGGAUUUCAACCAGGAAUCAGACUACCCUGCCCAUGACCAGAUAGACUUGUAUGACGAUGUUAUCUCUCCUUCGGCAAAUAAUAACGGAGACGCACCUGAGGACCGGGACUACCUGGACAACCUACCCCCACCUGCUGGCUCCGAGGGGAACAAGAGCACCCCGCCCAACGUAGUUUACACGUACACUGGCAAGAGGAUCGCCCUGUACAUAGGCAAUCUCACAUGGUGGACGACAGACGAAGAUUUGACAGACGCCAUUGGAUCAAUAGGCAUUAAGGAUCUGCUGGAGAUCAAGUUCUUUGAGAACAGAGCCAACGGCCAGAGUAAAGGGUUUGCCCUGGUGUGUGUGGGCUCAGACGCGUCCUCUAGGAAGCUACUGGACCUGCUGGCUAAACGGGAGCUACACGGACAAAACCCCAUUGUUACCCCCUGCAACAAGCAGUCCCUCAGCCAGUUCGAGAUGCAGUCUCGGAAAAGCCCAGGUACAUCGGGUGGGCAGAUGUCCGGCGAUGGGAAGGCGGGACCCCCCACCAUGGGCCCCCGCGGUGGCUUCCCCAUGGGUAUGGGUAGGGGCCGAGGCCGCUUCCCUGGCCCUCCUGGCCCUGGAGGAGAGCGCUUCCCUGGGCCCAUCGGACCCGGAGGGCCACCGCCACACUUCCCAGGGUCGGGGAUGAGGCCACCUGAACUCAUUAACCAUAGACACCAAGAAGGCCACCUGAUGGAUAUGAAUUUCAAUUGCUUCCCGCCGGGACGUGAUGGGAAUUGGCGACCCAGAGGCGGUAUGCAGGGCCCACCUCGACCCCCUCUUGGGCCUCUAGGUCCCCCUGGUCCCCUAGGCCCCCCUCCCCCAGGACAGGGCCUCCCCCCUCCCAUGCAAGGCCCCCCCAACCGUGGCGACCGCCCCCCACCCCCGGUCAUGUUCCCCGGCCAGUUCGGCCAGCCCCCCAUGGGUCCUCUCCCCCCUGGCCCUCCCCCACACGGCUUCGGCCCUCCUCCUGGCCCCCCACCCCCCCAACAGGGCCCUCCACCCCCUGGUCAUUUCCCUCCUCGCCCUCCUGGUCCCCUUGGACCGCCUCUGGCCCUCGCUCCCCCACCACACAUGACCGGGCCCCGACCUGGAGGCCCCCCACCGGCUCCCCAUGUCAACCCAGCGUUCUUCCCUCCUCCUGGGGGUCCUAACAACAUGGGGGGCCCUCCUGGAGGAGACGGCAGGGGCCCCAACGGGCCCAACGACCCCUAUGGACGGCCACCUCCAUAUGACCGGGGAGACUUCGGACCCGCCGGCAGUAACCAGCGUCCCCCGCUAAUCUGUGAGUUUGACCUCAGGGCCCCCCUGCCCCGCGGCUGCCCAGACCCCUGGAUUAACGAGGGUUUGGUCGAUCUGAAAAAUGGCGGCCAGCACUUGCACAAUGCGAGUGACCCAGGGGAGAUGGAGUCGGCGAGGACACCGCUGAGCGAGGCAGAGUUUGAGGAGAUCAUGAACCGGAACAGAGCCAUCUCCAGUAGUGCCAUCUCUAGGGCGGUGUCAGAUGCUAGCGCUGCUGACUAUGGCAGUGCCAUAGAGACACUGGUGACAGCCAUCUCUCUGAUCAAGCAGUCUAAGGUGUCUGCUGACGACCGCUGUAAAGUUCUCAUCAGCUCUCUACAGGACUGUCUCCACGGCAUCGAGAACAAGUCCUACGGCUCUGCCUCCAGUUCUGCCCCCAAAAGACGCGAGAGGUCGAGGGAGCGUGACCACAGCCGAUCCCGGGAGAAGAGCCGGCGCCACAAGUCCCGUAGCCGCGACCGCCACGAGGACUACUACCGCGAACGCAGCCGGGAGAGAGAGCGGCACCGCGGGGAAAGAGAACGAGAACGCGAACGUGACCGCGAGAGGGAGUACCGACAUCGUUAGUGGAGCCCACGGAAGAGGACAGGGACGAGGACGCCUCGUCACAACCAGCAGGCCCUACUUCAGGAUCGCCUUGUCAACUAGUCCCCCCCCUCUGUCUGUGUCUCCAUGGUUACCAGGGGACUGACUACCUGGGAUUCGCUCACAGCUGUGUAAGGCUAUAAGUAGUGUUCUUUAAAAUCAUACUCAUGGUAUAAAAACUACUCCACAGCUAUUUUUAUUUUACUGACAUUUUUAUUUGAUGUGAACGAAAAAAUGAUUACAUACCUGUGUUGACCGGCUUCUUCAAGCUUUGCGAAAAUAACAAAUUACUACAUUUGCUUGCUCUAUUCCAAAACGGACAACUUUUGACUGCUAUAAUGUGUACAUUUUGUCAGGUUAGAGUUGAUUUUACAGGGAGUUUUUUUGUUUUUGUUUUUCGUGUUUAUUUCCUCUCGUGCCCCUCCCUACUUAUCUCGUUAGGAUAAUGUUUGUAAAUGUCUCUGCUUUGAAUAUUAAAAUAGAUUCUGUGUUGUAAUAAACUGUUUACUGGGGUUUUGACACUUAAUAAUAAUUUACAUGUGUACGUUUUUGCCUGCAUACAUUUUUCAUGUUGAAUUUUACGAAAUAGUUGUUUUAAAUUGACUCUCACUUAAGUUGCCAAGUUGUGCUGUUAUUGGCCAAAUGAAGCACCGUUGACCAAGAGGUUGUAUUUGUCCUGAUGCCCAGAAGGAGUGAAAUCUGACUGAAUUUAGCGUAGCUACUUUUCAAUUGAAUGAUCAUGUGACAGAUAUUUUAAUCUUUGACUUAUUAGUUUGUUCUAAAAGUUCUACUUAAAAUGUGGCUACUUGUUUGGCGAACAUUUGUUUUUAGUAGCCGUAUACUACUGUAUGCCAUUUGAAUACCAAAAGUGAAAAUCCAUGUCAUGGCUAACUGAUGGCUAACUGAUUUUAGAGGUAUUCAGGACUUGAUUAUAUUGGGCAAAACUUUAGUUUUAUUAUUUUUUUAAUUUCUUGAUUAUUUUUUCAUUCAUGUUACCAGGAAGUUCAUACCAAGGGUUCAUUACCCUAAUAUUAAUGACACAAGCGGAACAAAUUGUUCACUUAAAUGGAAUUAUUUUAGUGGUAGAUGAAACUUCACAGAUCUGGACAAUACUACUGUGAACAGAAUUAGUCCCUUGUCUGCAAACGUGUGCUCCGAUUGGCUGGCUGAUGUACUGCACUGAUUUCUUAUUGAGUUGCUUGUCUCACUGGUUUAGGCCAGUGAGGGUUGUGGUAGGCUGGUCCCAGAUCUGUAUAUAUUUUGGCUGAGUCUUGACUCGUUGUCCUGCCUACAUUGAAUGGCAAUAACAAUGCUAGCCAGAGUAGUUGGCUAAAACGCAUACAGACCUGAGUGGUGUACUACAAAGCAGGACCAAUGCGUUAGCCAGCUAAUUUGCUUAAAUAUUCUGAAUUAACUUUUAGAUUUUUUUGGAAUGGAAGCUUGACUCAACCAAAAACACAUCUAAGUUCAGCUUUCUUAAUGAACCAGAAAAUCAAAUGUUAUUUCUGGUUGUUUAUCAACGUUAGCUGUCUAAUGCGUGGAUCCUGUUUUGUGGGAUCCCCUUCUAGGACCAGGCCAAGGGGCUGGGUUUAGUAAAUGGUUGAUUACAGUAGUAAUGAGGGUCUGGGACAAGGCUGAGGGUCUAGGUGUCGUAAAUGGAUGGGGAUUACAGUAAUAAGAGUAUUCAAGUGAGGUGUCCAUUUUGUAAAGCAUGAGAGCACAGUCCUUCCCUGGCUUCUCAGGGUCUGUGGACUGGUCUGCCAGAUUGAAUUAACUGAUAUUGUUGCCUGUUUUAAGGCGGUAAUACCUACUCUACCUCUACUCCCAUGUAUUUUCUAAAUGGCCCUGAUAGACAUUAGUGGUGCUCUCCUGCUUGCAUUGCGUUGCCACUCUAAAAGAUAUUUAGGUGGUUAUUGUGGCAUGAAUCAUUCACUGAAACUACUGCUUCAGUCAACUUAACAUUUUUUUUGAAUUUUACUGGUUAGACUUUACAUCCAACUAUUGGCACAAAAAUAUCUCCCAAGUUUUUAAUCAAUAUUGCCCACUAGCUACAAAGAGCAUUUUGAGGACUUUGCAAUGUGUUUGACAUGGAAUGUUAUUGGAUGGAACUUUAGUAAAGUUCUCCUUCAGGUAAAGUUUGCACGACGGACACUUCGUUUUUUUUAUACGUGGGACUUUUGUAUUGCAUAUAUUGUAUAAAUGCACUGAGGUAUUGAAUGUUGUAAAGCAUUCAUAAUGCUCUAUGUAGCUAUUAUACCAUGUUUAUUGUGCUAAUGGAUAGGUUAUGAAUGCUUUGUUACCUAUUCGCAGAUCAUUGCGAAUUGCUUUCUAGCCCAACGUCUUUUCAAACCGGUUGAAUAUUUGAAUAGAGCUGAUUUGAAACUGGUUUGAUACGUCAAUACUGUACAUAUAUACGCAGUCGACAAGUGUUACCCAUACUCAAUUAGUGUUGUCAUUUUGUACAUAUAAUAAUGCAUCCAUCUUAGAUAUUACCUUGAAAUAGUUUUUACAAACAGAUCCAAGGUUUUUACCUGAUCAGUUUCUCGGACGUGUUCAGGAAGUUGAACUUUUUUAAGGUGCACUGUCUUGUUUUGAGUGUUUUUCAAUAAACUAGUUUUCUUCGUCUUUGA
Messenger RNA from Salvelinus namaycush (lake trout), 4627 nucleotides. It is a transcript of the gene cpsf6, whose product is annotated as cleavage and polyadenylation specific factor 6. The transcript is spliced from 12 exons. Lineage: Eukaryota; Metazoa; Chordata; Actinopteri; Salmoniformes; Salmonidae. Gene Ontology annotation, cellular component: mRNA cleavage and polyadenylation specificity factor complex. The record is from RefSeq and is a predicted model, not a curated record. Bases 39 to 1979 code for a protein of 646 amino acids. Gene Ontology annotation, molecular function: mRNA binding. Gene Ontology annotation, biological process: mRNA alternative polyadenylation.